AUGUAUACAAAUAAUCAAUUUCUUACCUUUACUCAAGAAGAAGACAAUAUGAGUAAUAAUUCUAAUAUAAGUAAUGAUUCUUCAAAUACUAUGACUGAUCAGGAGAAUAAUAAUGAAAUCCAUGAAGAUGAAGAAAGCAAUUCAUCAAUGAUCUGGAAAACAGAAGUGUAA
Messenger RNA from Dentiscutata erythropus, 171 nucleotides. Lineage: Eukaryota; Fungi; Glomeromycota; Glomeromycetes; Diversisporales; Gigasporaceae. The record is from the annotation of a GenBank genome assembly.